Messenger RNA from Trematomus bernacchii (emerald rockcod), 1550 nucleotides. It is a transcript of the gene nkx6-3, whose product is annotated as NK6 homeobox 3. The record is from RefSeq and is a predicted model, not a curated record. The transcript has 3 exons. Gene Ontology annotation, biological process: cell differentiation; regulation of transcription by RNA polymerase II. Lineage: Eukaryota; Metazoa; Chordata; Actinopteri; Perciformes; Nototheniidae. Gene Ontology annotation, molecular function: DNA-binding transcription factor activity, RNA polymerase II-specific; RNA polymerase II cis-regulatory region sequence-specific DNA binding. The coding region runs from base 171 to 977 and encodes 268 amino acids. Gene Ontology annotation, cellular component: nucleus.
GGGACUUUAAAAUCGCUCUUUGUUAUUUGAAUAUCUGGAAAGAAAGUGGGUUUGAUCCCAGAUCCAAGACAUCGCCUGUGGGUGAGGAACUCUGUGUGGGCCUAUCUGAGGUCUAUUCCUGCUUGGACCUUAUUGGAUGUGUCACUGGAGUCAGAGUUACACUACCUCCCAUGGAUCCAAACAUCCAGGGGUCUUUCCUGUUCAACAACAGCCUGAACCAGUUCUCCUCUGAGCUCAAGGCCCCGGUGUGUCAGUACUCUGUGCCCAACUCUUUCUACAAGCUCAACCCGGCUCUGAACAGCCAGCUGCAGCCGGGGACGCCGCACACCAUCAGCGACAUCCUGAGGAGCUCCAUGAUGGGGAUGGGCGCCACGGGGACCACCACCCUGCUGUCCGGAUACUCCACCAUGGGGGGGUUCAGCCCCUCCGUCAGCAGCACCUCCAUGUACUAUAACCGAGACUACAACUCCCCCCUGGGCGGGUUCUCCAAGCCCGGCGCAGAGUGCUCCAUGAAGGGUCGCAGCUGCUGGGCGGAGAGCGGCUGUGAGUGGAGGGGGGGGCGGCAGCCGUGCACCAACAGUAGUGAUCUGGGGGAGAUGUCAGGCAGGAAGAAACACACCAGACCAACGUUUAGUGGACAUCAGAUUUUUGCCCUGGAGAAAACCUUCGAGCAGACCAAGUACCUGGCCGGGCCGGAGAGAGCCAGACUGGCCUAUUCUCUGGGAAUGACCGAGUCACAAGUCAAGGUGUGGUUUCAGAACCGACGCACCAAGUGGCGGAAGAAGAGCGCCUCGGAGCCGAGCUCCACGCAGUCCGGCCUGGCGGGGACCGGCGGGGAGGCCUCGGAGAACGAGGUGGAGGACGAGGAGUACAACAAGCCUCUGGACCCGGACUCUGACGACGAUAAGAUCCGCCUGCUGCUGCGCAAACACCACAGAGCUUUCUCCGUGCUGCGCCUCGGCCCGCACCAUGUCUGACCCACUUCCGGCGAAUCACACACUGCACAGCACUCAUGCAUGCUGUUAUGAGAGUUAUUCGUUUUAAAUUAAAAAAAGCAUGUUCAGAAGAGGUCAUAUGUGGUACAACAACUAAGUAUCACUGGGGUCAAUCAACAGGCUGCAGAAAUGAAUCUAAAAGACGUUUACUUUUACAAGUUACUGUAUCUCUGGCCUGUUUAAUGUUACACGGGUGUGUGGGGGAAUUAUGUUAUACACUCCAUUUUUGUAAAAAUAUAAGAAAAUGUUACUAUAAAAACUGCAUGAUGCUAUUGGUAUUGGGAAUAAAAAGUAGCCUGAAGUUAUUAACGUGUUCUCUUUUUAAACAGUUGACACUGCAAACACUACAAAAGCAAAUAGUGCCACUGCCGAAUAAAAGUGGAGGUGAGAAAUAUCAUUGGUCCUUCAAUUUAAAAUAAAUAGUAUGCAGGUUAAGUCAUGUUAGUACAACUAUUUAUAGGGAGUUUGCAUUUAAAUGUGCACUUAGUAAGAAAAAAGGCACUAAAUAAGACCUGUUAAAAUGAACAUGGCUGUAUGUAACCACAUGUCUAACAA